UCUUGUUUCUGGCCACAGGCAGGAUUCAGCUGCAGUCAGGAUGACAGAGAAAAGGAUGUCAUCGAGUCGGAGGAAUCAGCUCAAGAGCUUGCUGCUGCAGAUCGGUGAGGCGAUGCUGGAGGAGGAGGCACUGGAGGCCGAGAAGGUGAAGAUGACGUACAUGAACGAGAACUGCCCGGCUCUCUCCAUUCCAGAUGGCAUGCAGGACCUCCAGGAACUGUGCCGGAAACUUCACAAGCAGAUUGAUUUGGUGGAUGAGGAGCGAUACGACAUGGAGAUCAAAGUGACUAAGUCUAACAAGGAGAUUGACGACCUGAAGCUGAUGGUUCAGGAUCUGAAGGGCAAGUUUAAGAAGCCUGCCCUGAAGAAGGUGCGGAUGUCGGCUGAUGCCAUGUUGGCCGCUCUGCUGGGCUCCAAACAUAAAGUGUCCAUGGACCUUAGAGCCAACCUGAAGCAGGUCAAGAAGGAGGUGAAAGAGGAGGAGAAGCAAACAGGCGACUGGAGGAAGAACAUCGAAGACAAGGCCGGGAUGGACGGCAGGAAGAAGAUGUUCGAGACAGAGGCUUAAAUAUCAGUGUGUUGUUCUGUUGUCAGAUUUAGAGUCAGCAUCAUUAAUUUAUCUGUGUUAUGUGAGUCCACAUCGGUGGAGAUUUGUAUAAAUGAUAAACAAAAUAAAUCAGUGUUUUUUGUGUGUUUCAUGACAAUGAUUUGAAAAA
This is a messenger RNA of Lates calcarifer (barramundi perch), 716 nucleotides long. Its product is annotated as troponin I, fast skeletal muscle. The record is from RefSeq and is a predicted model, not a curated record. Gene Ontology annotation, cellular component: troponin complex. The coding region runs from base 41 to 568 and encodes 175 amino acids. Lineage: Eukaryota; Metazoa; Chordata; Actinopteri; Centropomidae. Gene Ontology annotation, biological process: muscle contraction. The transcript has 6 exons.